AUGACGACUCUUUCAGAGCUCCCUAAUGAGAUGCUGCUGGAGAUCUCCCUCCACCUUGACUACCGUGACCUCAAUGCAUUCACACGGGUCAGCCGCCACUUCCAUGCUCUGUCAAACAGGAAUCUUUACAAAGCCAUCGCCAAAGACUCACCUGGGAAGUCGAUAGCCUGGGCAGCCGAAAAAGGCAAGGAAGCUAGUGCGCGGAAACUGUUGCAGAUGUGCGGCUCGAAGAUAUUGGACGACCUCCCCAUCUUCGAAGGGCAAGAACCAAUAAGGAUUGCCGCAUGGAAGGGGCACACCAAUCUUGUCAAAUUGUUCCUACCCUACUGCAUUCAACAUGACACCGAGAAAGAAGGAGAUCUAUUCAACAGGACGGUCAAGGCUGCAGUCACAAGCGAGCAUAUGGCAGUAGUCAAACUGCUCCUCGAACACAAGGCCGAUUGCAAAACCAACAGCCACGAUAGACAUGCUGCAAUUCCUUUAUGCAAGGCUGUCGAACUGGGACAUGUAUCAAUUGUCAGGCUUUUUCUCGAGUACAAUUACUGCAACCUCGAUACAUAUGACCUGCGUGGUAUGACACCUCUAGCGGUAGCUGCUGCUACAAGACCUUCACCCGCAAAUCUGGAGAUUGCCCAACUCUUGGUUGGGGCUGGUGCAGAUUUGCAUAUAUAUGACAAACUGUUACUCGAAGCCGCGGGAUCAGACAACCUCCCCGUCAUGAAGCUCCUCCUAGCGAACAACCUCCAUUGGCGGCAAUUGGGAUGGUUGGAAGUCUUGUGGGAAUUCUCUCGACUAAGGGAAAACCACGAGAUGGGGUCAUUGCUACUAAACUGGAUUGAUGCGGAUCGCAUAUUGAAGUACGAUAAUCUUCAACGUUGUUAUCUCUUAAAGGGGGCGAUUGUGAACCGCCUUGACGAUCUGUUAGAGAAGGUAUUGAAAGAGUCGUCCGUCCUCGAUAAAUACCAUCAACCAAACCGAAGGGCAAUCCAUUUCUGCCCUUUGAGUUUGGCUGUCUGCUAUGGCCGGCCUAGGGCUGUCAAGCUCUUACUAGACCAUGGCGCUGACCCUACUGGUGAAGGCAACUCUCGACCGGUACAAUUAGCCCUCGAAAAAGGAAAGGAUACAAUGGCGAGGCUGCUAUUUGACAAAGGAGCCACAUUUGAUCCGGAUAUGUGUUUUGGGUCAUCCGAAUACCGUCAAUUAUUGAAGCUUCGUAUGGCUCGGGUGCAAAGGAGACCUGUUAAUUAA
Molecule: messenger RNA, 1248 nt
Organism: Penicillium psychrosexuale
Lineage: Eukaryota; Fungi; Ascomycota; Eurotiomycetes; Eurotiales; Aspergillaceae
Product: ankyrin repeat domain-containing protein
Exons: 1
Coding region: 1-1248 (415 amino acids)
Molecular function (GO): protein binding
Source: RefSeq, a predicted model, not a curated record